CACCUUUCAAAACCCAUGCGCCCAAAUUUUCACAACUCCAAACCAAAUUUCUUCUUCCCAGACAUGGUUGACAACAGAGACAUUGUUCCUACAAACCCUCAACUGACCUGGUCCUGGUCCUGGUCAAGAAAUCUCAAUAAAUUAGGGGACAACGAACAACAAACUUCACCACUGCCACCUCGGAAACCUAACCUCGUCACUCUUCCGGGAUCGGAAGUGGCUCCUCCUCCGCCGUUGACGGCUGAGUGCAAGCGCCCUGGCAAGUUUUCGCAUCCGGCAAUCCGGUGGCCGUUAUAUGCUUUGGGAGGAUUCCUUAUUGCGAGGUGGGCUUUGAAAAAAUGGAAAUCUGGGGAGGACGAAGGCAAAAACUAAUAUUAAAAACCAUAUUUUCGGCGCCCAAGAAGUAGCCUUCGAAAUGCUGUGUGAGCCAAGGAAUUAGGCUUCAAAUAAAAUUCUUUAAAUUACUAUGAUUAUUGUAACAAUUACAGUAAUUAAAAAUUUCGAAAUUGAUUACAAUUA
Messenger RNA from Cucurbita moschata (crookneck pumpkin), 519 nucleotides. RefSeq lists its product as uncharacterized. The transcript has 2 exons. The coding region runs from base 16 to 372 and encodes 118 amino acids. NCBI's taxonomy places the organism in Eukaryota, Viridiplantae, Streptophyta, Magnoliopsida, Cucurbitales, Cucurbitaceae. The record is from RefSeq and is a predicted model, not a curated record.